Solanum verrucosum is the source of this 3247-nucleotide messenger RNA. Its product is annotated as kinesin-like protein KIN-5D. Gene Ontology annotation, biological process: microtubule-based movement. Lineage: Eukaryota; Viridiplantae; Streptophyta; Magnoliopsida; Solanales; Solanaceae. The record is from RefSeq and is a predicted model, not a curated record. Bases 10 to 3099 code for a protein of 1029 amino acids. Gene Ontology annotation, molecular function: microtubule binding; plus-end-directed microtubule motor activity; ATP binding. The transcript is spliced from 22 exons.
GCAUUUUUGAUGGAUACUCCGAAAUCGAAUCAUCAAAGAAGAAGGAGUUCUUCUCCUUUCUUGAUGUCUCAAACACUAUGGUCAUCAACUGAAAAAACAUGCAGAUCAGGAUUGACCAGAUCAAAUGAUGAAAAAGGGGUAAAUGUGAAAGUUGUACUGCGUUGCAGGCCUCCAAAUGAGGAUGAAAUGCAGGUGAAAGGCCCUUUGGUGAUCUCAUGCGACGAGCUGAAACAAGAAGUCACUGCAACUUUGAACACAACUACUAAGCAAAUAAACAAAACCUUUCUAUUUGACAAGGUUUGUGGUCCAUCAUCUCAGCAAAAGGACUUUUAUGAUCAGUCUGUGUCUCCUCUUGUUAAUGAGGCUCUUGAGGGAUAUACUUGUACUAUUUUUGCUUAUGGACAAACUGGAACAGGAAAAACUUACACAAUGGAAGGGGAAGCAAUUAAAGAGAAGAAUGGGGAGUUUCACAAGAAUGCUGGAGUAAUACCUAGAGCAGUCCAAGAGAUUUUUGACAUUUUGGAGUCUCAAAAGGCUGAGUACACUAUGAAAGUUGCAUAUAUAGAGAUUUAUAACGAGGAGAUAACAGAUCUUCUUUCCCUGGACGAGGAAUCAAAACCGAUAGAUGAGAAGCAGAGAAAGCCAUUAGCUCUUAUGGAGGAUGGAAAAGGCGCAGUUUUCAUUAGAGGUUUAGAAGAGGUGACAGUAUCAACUGCAGAUGAAAUAUACAAAAUUUUGGAGAAAGGGUCUGCGAAUAAGCAUACAGCUGAAACGCUUCUUAAUAAACAAAGCAAUAGGUCUCAUUCGAUAUUUUCCAUCACCUUACAUGUUAAGGAAUGUACUCAUGAGGGACUAGAACUGAUUAAGUGUGGAAAACUGAAUCUUGUUGACCUAGCUGGAUCCGAGAACAUUUUACGUUCUGGUGCAAAAGAGGGAAGAGCAAGAGAGGCAGGGGAGAUAAAUAAGAGCUUGCUUACCUUGGGCAGGGUCAUCAAUGCUUUGGUUGAUCACUCUGGACAUGUUCCAUACAGGGAUAGCAAGUUGACAAGGUUUCUGAGGGAUUCGUUAGGAGGAAAAACAAAGACAUGCAUAAUUGCCACAGUUUCACCGUCCAUCCAGUGCUUGGAAGAGACUCUCAGUACUCUCGAAUAUGCUAAUCGUGCCAAGCAAAUUAAAAACAGGCCAGAGGUUAACCAGAAGCUGACAAAAUCUGCCCUAAUCAAAGAUUUGUAUGUGGAGAUGGACUGCCUAAAGCAAGAAUUACAUGCAAUGAGGGAGAAGAAUGGAAUCUACAUACCACAAGAUCGUUACCUGAGAGAAGAAGCAGCUCAUAAGGCGAUAGUUGGGAAACUGAAGUUCACGGAACUUGAUUUAGAGUCCAAAAACAAGAAACUGAUAGAGCUUCAGGAUCUUUAUGAUAAUCAGCGACAACUGACAGCAGAUUCAACCAAACAACUUGAGAGAACUCAGAGAGAACUAAAGAAAGCUGAACAAGCUUUCAAUGAUCUAGAAGCUCAAAACAGGCGAGCAAAAGAAAUGAUUCAAGAGAAGGAUUCUCUAGUAUCCGAUGUCAUUAAAUCUGAAAAGGAAAUGACUGAUAAAGCACUUGAGCUUCGAGAUGAAGUAGAGAAUGCAGAAUCAGAGAUAUCCAGCUUGUUCGCCAAAAUUGAAAAAGGCAACAGUAGAGAGGAAAGAAACAGAAUCCUUGUGCAAAGCUUCCGCAGCAAAUUAACUCAGCAGCUUGAAAUUUUAAAGAGAAAAACAGCAAUUUCUGUAACCAAACAAGAGCAGCAAUUGAAUGUAAUACUAGAAGAUACGCAAUCCUUCUUAGCUACUAAAAGAAGGGCUACAGAUGAAUUGAAGGUUCAGCUCCAGAAGCUGAAAGACAAGUAUAACUCCGAUAUCCAGAAUUUAGCUGUUCCAGCCCAAGAUCUUCAUGAAAAUUCUCAGUUAGCUUUUAGCAAAGUGAAUUCAGAAAUAUCAAAGCAUUCUUCUGCUUUUACGGAUCUUGUUGGAAAGAUUUCCGCAGAUGUUAAUGCUAUACUCAACGGUCUGCAAGGUAAUAUUCGGGAACUUGAGGUGAAGAUAAAUGCUUUUGUGCGACAAGAACAACAGUAUCAAACAAGAAGAUAUCAUGAAAUUCAAAUUACCUCUGAAGUUCUCCUCAACUUUUUCAAGACCUUGAAUACAUAUAUUUCAAAAUUGAGACUAAUGGAUGAAAAAUCACAAACAAUUAAUAAUCAGCAACUCUGCACCCUUGAAGAAAAGUUUGAGGAGCUGGCUGCAAGUGAAGAACGUCAACUUAUAGAAAAAGUUGCAGAGCUUAUAUUAGCUUCCAGUACUAAGAAGAAAAGGCUGGUUCAAACAGCAGUCAAUGACCUUAGAGAGUGCUCUAAUAUCAAAACCAGAAAUCUAAAUGCUGAGUUUUCAGACAUACAAGGUUGUGCUAAUUCUGCCUAUGAAGAGUGGACAAACUACAUUGAAAGCACGGAAUCCCACCAUAUCGAGGAUUCAACUAGAUUGGAAUUUUGGAAGAGUAGCCUAGCAGGAAACAUCGAUUGCUGUUUGACAAAAUCAGAGGGGAUCGAAGAUGGAUGGAGAAAUGCCCAAGAAUCCCUUCAUUCCCAAGAAACAAGAACCAUCAACUCAAUCGAUUGCAUUGUUAAGAGUGCUAUGGAAUCAAAUGGAAAGAUCGGCACUCAGUUUUCCUCCACAGUGACUUCCAUACUAGAAGAAACAGCUAUUUCCAAGAGGAAUCUUCUUUUUGUUAUGGAAAGUUUGCUGAAACUUGAUCAUGAUGAAUGUGAGAAGAUCUGUUCAUCUAUUCAACCUUGCGUUGAGGAUAUGAAACAGAUGAAAGACAGACAUUCAUCCGAAGUAUCAGAGAUAGCGGAAAAUGCAGGAAAAGUAUUGACAGAUGAGUAUAAGGUUGAUGAACCGUCAAGCUCAACUCUGAGGAGGAAAAGAGUUAACGUGCCAAGUAGGGAAUCUAUUGAAAAUCUCAGAACUCCUUUUCUCGAAGAGUCACUCAAGUCAUUUCAAGGCAAUGGAAUAGCAAACCGAGCUAGCAGAAAUGUAAAUGCAACCAAAGGUGGAUGAGGAUAUUCAAUUGGAUUCCAGAUGUUCAUAUUUCGAAGUAGGAUAACUGAUUUAGAGAUUGAUCAGUCGAGGUUUAUAUCUGUUACUGGUAACCGGAUGUAGCGCUUUAGUAAAAGAACUAAGGCAUGUCAUCAUGUGAAUUGGAGCC